CCAAACCCAACUAUCUUCAUUCAUGAAUGAAGACAACACAUAAAACAAAGAAACAAACUCCCAGAUUCAAACCCGCUACUCAUUUCCUUCUCACCAGUUUAGAGAGAGAGAGAGAGAGAGAGAGAGAGAGAGAGAGAGAGAGAUGACAGGGAUGGUAAUGGUGACAAAGGGUGUUGGUUGUGGUGGGAGGAGGACAAUAAAACAAGAAGAAGAAGAGCAGCAGAACAAUCUCUCAAUUGUUGCAUUCUUCUUGGCUGCUCUGCGAAAGUCCAUGGUCGCUUGCAGAGUAGAACGUCCAGACGAAUCCAUCUCAGCCGUUCAUCACAUGGAUAUCGGUUGGCCGACGAAUGUUCAACACAUAGCUCAUGUCACAUUUGAUCGAUUCAAUGGGUUCCUUGGUCUCCCUGUUGAGUUCGAAGUCGAGAUUCCUUGUAGAGUUCCCAGUGCCAGCGUCAGCGUUUUCGGUGUGUCAGCAGAAUCCAUGCAGUGUUCAUAUGAUUCGAGAGGCAAUAGUGUUCCCACAAUCCUCUUACUAAUGCAGGAGAGGUUAAACUCUCAAGGAGGCUUAAAGGCAGAAGGGAUUUUCCGAAUAAACCCGGAGAACAGUAAAGAGGAGGAAGUGAGAAAGCAGUUGAACAGAGGCAUUGUGCCUAGUAACAUUGAUGUUCACUGUUUGGCAGGGCUAAUAAAAGCCUGGUUCCGGGAGCUUCCUUCAGGUGUAUUAGAUGGGCUUUCACCGGAACAAGUUUUGGAAUGCAACACCGAGGAGGAAUCGGUUGAGCUAGUGAAGCAACUCCGACCAACUGAAUCAGCAUUGCUCAACUGGGCUAUUGAUCUUAUGGCUGAUGUUGUUGAGCAAGAGGAGUAUAACAAAAUGAAUGCUAGGAAUAUUGCCAUGGUUUUUGCUCCCAACAUGACUCAGAUGUCUGAUCCAUUGACGGCUCUGAUGCAUGCUGUCCAAGUGAUGAACUUGCUCAAGACAUUGAUAAUGAGAACACUAAGAGACCGCGAGGAGGCUGGAACAGAAGGGUACUCACCAAUGUGUUCUUAUUCCUCUGAUCCACGAACUGAUGGCGAAAUUGAUGAUAAUCAACAAGAUAUGGAUACCAGUUGCGAGUUAAGAGGGCCAAUAUCGGAAAACAAUGAUCAUGACAUUUACAGCAUCAGUAGUGAAGAUGAAGACGAUGAUGAUGGAGUGGAGACAUUGAGUGAGAUAGAAGAAUGUUUCUUGAGGCAACUACGCGGGAUUGACAAUGCCGAAGAUUUGCUAUCUGUUUGUGAAAAUGGGAGUAGUUCUGCUUUGAGCGCAAGCGAUGGGGAAGAGCCGGAAGCAAUUGUAGUCGCUGAUGAAGAGAAGGAUGAUUUGAAGAUUCCACCAAAUAAAUGGGAAGACAAAAGUGAAGUGGAAAUGGUGGACAAAAUAGUGGAUUCUGCUUUCCCAGUGCCUUUGGUUGGUGUUCAUUUAUCUGUAUCUUAGUUGAUUGCAGCUUGGUAGAGAUUUAGGUAAACCACCUAGUUUGCUUGCAGAUUUUGGGCUUUGCUCUUAUAGCCAUUGCUGGUUCUGUAAAUUGAUAGUGUUGGCAGUGACUGAUGUUGUUAAUCUCCCAAAUAGGGGAUGUUGAGUAGGGGUGGACCAAGGUAGAGGCCCAUGGGCGCACGUAACUAAUAUGUGUCCCACGAAUACAAAUUUGUGAGUCCGCCACUAAAUGUGUGCGUUGUUUGCUUGUGGUUGAUUGUGGGUCUUUUGUUCGGCUUAAGGCUGACUUCAUGCUUGUUAUUCCCAUCAGUAAUUCUCUGGCAGAGGAUUUCUAACUGUUAUAAUUUUGGAUAGUAUGAAUGAGUCUCAUGUUUGUUCGCUUUC
Molecule: messenger RNA, 1861 nt
Organism: Rhododendron vialii
Lineage: Eukaryota; Viridiplantae; Streptophyta; Magnoliopsida; Ericales; Ericaceae
Product: rho GTPase-activating protein 2-like
Exons: 4
Coding region: 143-1477 (444 amino acids)
Biological process (GO): signal transduction
Molecular function (GO): GTPase activator activity
Source: RefSeq, a predicted model, not a curated record